Geodia barretti is the source of this 555-nucleotide messenger RNA. The record is from the annotation of a GenBank genome assembly. NCBI's taxonomy places the organism in Eukaryota, Metazoa, Porifera, Demospongiae, Tetractinellida, Geodiidae.
AUGCUGAGGUGGAGGCGUAUCUGGAGCACUGGCGGUCUGUUGGGGCGCCGGAUGUGCGCGGCGAUUGUGCUGACCCACAGGCACGGCGACCAUAUCGGGGGCGCGGUGCGGCUGAGGGACGCCACGAGCGGCGCGGUUACCUGCAACACAGAUGAACGCGAGGCUAUCGAGUCUGACCUUGCUUCUUCUCGUAUGGAGGAUGUGCCCUUUCAGCAGACAGGAGUGCUGUUCAGCGGUGAUAUGAUUCUAGGGACUGGCACGACGGUCAUCAGCCCUGAGCACGGAGACAUGUCGGCCUACAUAGAGUCGAUGCGUAAGCUGCUUGGGUAUGACGCGCGCCUGAUUGCGCCUGGGCAUGGGCCUGUUAUCGACACACCGCAAGACAAGCUGAAUGAGCUGAUUACUCAUCGGCUUGCGCGCGAGGAGCAGAUUGUGGGACUGGUGGAGGCUGGGAAUCGGAGUGUGGACGCGCUGCUGGAAGCCAUCUAUGCAGGGGAACAUACAUCCGCAGCUAAUGGAGACGGCGCGCAGCCAGAUUCGGGCGCACCUUAUUAA